AUGCGCUUCGUAUUGUUGGUUGCGUUAUUGGUGGGGUUGGCUGCACUUACCCCGCCAUGUUCCACAUGCACUUGCCAUACCAAUCCACCAACUUGCAAGACUGAGCCACCCGCUUGCAGGACUACGCCACCCACUUGCAGGACUGAGCCACCUACUUGCAAAACUAAGCCUCCAUGCACCACUGUGCCACCAACUUGCAAGACUGAGCCACCAACUUGCAAGACUAAGCCUCCAUGCACCACUGUGCCACCAACUUGCAAGACUAAGCCUCCAUGCACCACUGUGCCACCAACUUGCAAGACUGAGCCACCAACUUGCAAGACUAAGCCACCUCCAUGCACCACCACUGUGCCACCAACUUGCAAAACUGAGCCACCUCCAUGCACCACCACUGUGCCACCUCGGUGCACCCCCACUGUGCCAACCGCUGCACCAUCUACGGUUCCCUGUGAAAAGACCACUGUCAAAUCACGUUGUACGAAGCGCACCAAGCGACCCCAUGGUAGGAAAACAACCAAGUGUCGUUCGAGUAGGAAAACCAGCAGACGAUCACCGUCCCGCUGCACCAAAAAGAUAGUUCAUCAUCAUCCGGCAACGAAAUCAGGAUCGGGAUGUGGAUGUGGAUCGAAAAAUGAAUCGGGAGGUGGAGGAAUCGGGUGUAUUUUGAAGGACCUGCUAACACCAAAGUGCCCCAACUCCCAACCGAAGCCUCAAGUGCCGUGCAAGCCUGCACCCAAAUGUAACCCCGAACCAAAACCAAAAGCCACAUCUAAACCAAAGCCAAACCCAAAGCCGUGUGGAUCCUCCAAGAAGCCCGGAAAAGCGCAGCCGAAACCAUGUGCCACCACCAAGAAAGCACGGAAGCCACAGCCACCGAAAAAAGGUUGCUAA
Messenger RNA from Drosophila teissieri, 891 nucleotides. It is a transcript of the gene Sgs4, whose product is annotated as salivary glue protein Sgs-4. The coding region runs from base 1 to 891 and encodes 296 amino acids. NCBI's taxonomy places the organism in Eukaryota, Metazoa, Arthropoda, Insecta, Diptera, Drosophilidae. The record is from RefSeq and is a predicted model, not a curated record. The transcript has a single exon.